Molecule: messenger RNA, 4344 nt
Organism: Fundulus heteroclitus (mummichog)
Lineage: Eukaryota; Metazoa; Chordata; Actinopteri; Cyprinodontiformes; Fundulidae
Gene: ikbkg
Product: inhibitor of nuclear factor kappa B kinase regulatory subunit gamma
Exons: 15
Coding region: 346-2100 (584 amino acids)
Biological process (GO): positive regulation of canonical NF-kappaB signal transduction
Cellular component (GO): IkappaB kinase complex; cytoplasm; nucleus
Molecular function (GO): K63-linked polyubiquitin modification-dependent protein binding
Source: RefSeq, a predicted model, not a curated record
GCUCAGGGCGUAAAACCAACUACGUCCUACAGCUAACAACACUCCGAAUCGGCAGAUUUAUCCAGGCAGCCUUCAACGCACGCGAGAUAAGUUACAAAACAGGACAAAAUGCCUCCCCGGAGACACUAAGGUCGUUGAUUUAGACCGACCGACAGUGUAUAGUAGUUAAAAAAGCUCUUUAAUUUAGUCCUGUAAAGCUACAGUAGCUUACCAAGCUAAUUAGCUAGGGUUUAGCUGCCUGGUGUUAGCCAGCUGUCUAAAUAAGCAGUUUGAAGGAGGGAGUUUGUUGGUGACAGCUCGGCUACUUUUAUUCUGGACAUCCAAACUAAAUAAAGAAGGACAGAGAUGGUGCAGCCGCAGCCUGAUGGCCCCAUGCAGUGGGACAUGUCUGGAGAGGACAGCGGAGGGACCCUGAGGGUCCCACCAGAGCUGGCUAACCAUGCAGUGGUGACCAGAUUGGUAGGCGACAACCAGCAGCUCCGAGAGGCUCUGCAGAGGAGCAACCAAGCCCUGCGCCAGCGCUGUGAAGAGAUGGAGGGAUGGCAGCGGAGGACCAGGGAGGAACGGGAAUUCCUCAGCUGUCGUUUCCAGGAGGCCCGGGCGCUGGUGGAGAGGCUGGCACAGGAGAACCACUCUUUACAGAGCAUGGUGAACGGACCGGGCUCGUCUUCUAGCCACAGCUACGGCUCCAGCCAGGCGGAAGUGUCGGCCGGACUUGCUGCCAGGAACGGACCCCUGGACGAACCCAAGACUUUAGACCAGUGGGAGGGAAAAAGAGUUGAAGAAACAGAGCAGCAAACGCAAACCACGCCACUUCGCAGCUUGCCUGCAGAGGGGGCAAACGAGUUCCUACAUCUGCUGAAGAAACACAAAGAAAAAACAGAGGAAGACAUGAGAGAGCUGAGAAAGAAAAACGAAGAGCUGAAGAAAGAAAGGGACGAGGGAAAAGAAGUUAUAGAUCGACAGCAUCGUUGCAUCGACCACCUGCGGAGUAAACUGUUCCAAACACAGCAGGUAAGCGGCAACGAGGAAGCAGUUCAACUUCGCUCCGAGGCACAGCACACCUCAGACUGCUCUAGUCUGGCUAAACUCACAGAGCAGCUUCAGGCCACACAGGGCAGGUAUCGGGAGCUGGAGGAGAAGCUGGAUUACCUGCAGAAGAGCUCAGCUCAGCGUGACAGAACAGAGGCUCUGCUCAAACAAAAGGACAAGGAAUGUGCCCAGCUGGCCAAGGACUCUGAGGCUCUGAAAGCUCAGGCAACAUCACUGCUGGGCGAGCUGAACGAGAGACAGACCCUGUUGCAGAAAAGCGACGACGAGCGCAAAAUGCUGGAGGAGAAGCUGGUCAGUAAGGUGAAGGCCCUGCAGGUGGCCGAGCGAGAGCUGGAGCAGCAGAGGAAGCAGCAUCACGUGGCCAUGGACAAACUGCUGCUGCAGGUCCAGAGCCUGGAGAACGCCCUGAAGACGGAGAGGCACGUGGUCACGGAGGAGAAGAAAAAACUGUCCCAGCUACAACAUGCAUACACAUGUCUGUUUAGAGACUAUGAUUCCAAACUGAAGAAUGAGGGAGGAGAUCUCUGCAGUAAACUGGAGGAGGCAGAGCGGGCGCUGGCCAUAAAGCAGGACCUGAUUGAUAAACUGAAGGAGGAGGUAGAGCAGCAGAAAGGCUCGCUGGAGACCGUCCCUGUCCUCACUGCACAGGCGGAGAUCUACAAGGCAGAUUUCCUUGCAGAGCGAGAAGCAAGAGAGAAGCUGAACCAGAAGAAGGAGGAGCUGCAGGAACAGCUCACUCAGGCUCUGGCUGAGAAUGACAGGCUGAAGCAGGAUGCCACAUCACGUGCCCGUUUGGAGCAAAUGAAGCUGAAAUACAUGGACGACUUUCCCUCACGGUCCACUCUCAUUCCCCCUCAGCAAGUCGGAGUGUUUCCUGGAGCCGCUUUCAAUACCGUGCCACCAAACCGGAACCAUGUUUUGGCGCCUGUCAACGACCCAGGUGCAGCAGGAGCUGCAGAACUUCCUGAUUUAUGUUGUCCUAAGUGCAACUACUUGGCUCCAGAUAUGGACACAUUGCAGAUACAUGUCAUGGACUGUAUACAGUGAUGCUUUGUGCAAGCAUAGUUUAACACACCGUCAAGUCAACAUACACACACACACACAUGUAGUAUAUUUACUGGUCAUCCAGAAAGUAUUCACUCCCCAUCACUUUUUCAAAAUUUGGUACAUUCACUUUUUCCAAAACCCACCUGAGUACCGUUUUGGUUUUAAGUUUAGGCAAAAUAGCCCAAAAUCAAAAACGGAAGAUGUUUUCCAACAUUUUUGUAAAGUUACAAAAAAUGAAAAAAAAAAUGUAUAAAAAAACAUUCUAAUGGCAUAAAUAUUCACACCCUUUUUAAUGACAGUCAAAGUUGAGCACCUGAUUUCUUCUGAUCAUCCUUAGGUUUCUUCUUCAUCUGAUUGAAGUCCACUAGCAGUAAAUUCAGUUGACUGAACAUGACAUGGUCUGUAGAAGAUCUCACCCAAGCAGUGAGGUAAAAGGAAUCAUCUGUAGACCAUUGAGACUGGAUUGUGUCAAAACAAAAAUAUGAGGAAGGAUAGAAAGAGAUGAGCUAUGAAGAUGGUGGUGUCCAUUAUUUGGAAAUUGAAGAAAUUGUGAUCCUCUUUAGAUCUGGCUGCCCAACCAAACAGAGGGCCCUUGGUCCCAUUGGUUAUGAAGAUAGAUCUCAAGUAUUAACUUGAAAAGGUAUGGGAACGAUCCAUAAAGUCAACCAUUGCUAAUGGUUUCCACCGAUCAGGUCUUUAUGGUGGAGUGACCGCAGAAACAUAGUAGCUGACUUGAAUUUUGCAGAAUCACGGCUAAGAUUAUCAGACCAGGAGAAAUAAAGUUCUCUGGUUAGAUGACACCAAAAAAAGCCUGAACUUACAGUAUCUUAUCAGGAGAAGAACAGGCAUUACUCAUUGCUGACACCAUGAAAUAUCUUGGCAUCAUGCUUGGGGAAUGUUUUUCUGCAGCAGGAACCGACUGACCAGUCAGCAUGGAGAGUAAGAUGACAGCCAUUCAUAUUUCAUGAUUCAUAUUUCACAACAAAAAUGACCUGAAGCAGACAGACAAAAUAAUAAAGGGGUUUACUAUAAGAGAAAUUGGGGAUAUCCCAGAGUGGCCCAGCCAGAGCCUGUGCUUAAAUCCAACUGAACAUCUUUGAUUCGGUGACCUUUCCUGACCCUACCUGACUGAGCGUGGACCUGCAGAGAAGAAUGUUAAAAUGACCCCAAAGCCAGUAUGCAAAGAUCAUAUAGACCUACCCCAGAAGACCUGAGGCUAGGGUCGCUGCCAAAGGCGCUUCCACAAAAUAUUAAGCCAUGUCUGCAAAUAUUUGUCACUAUUAUUUUAAAGUUUACAUUUAAGUAUAAUCACAGAAUACAUUCUGGCAAUGUAAGAAAAUGUGCGGGGGAAAAUGAAUGGGUGUGAAUACUUUCUGGAUCCACUGUACUUUCAGUGUGUCUGCGUCCAGCUCGGGGCACAGCCUGGAAAAAAAAAAAAACAUGUUUGGUUGUUGCACCUUAUUUACUUUCUAUCAUACAAAGAAAAUACUCAAACCUAAACCUGGUUUGGAUCCUAAUAUAUUAAAAUAAGGAGAAGGUAUGUCAAUGCAAAUGAGAAGAUGUCUGUAGUAUUUUCUCUCCUGCUUCCUGACUUCACAUUCUGCUGUCCAUCCACAUAUUUUCUGCCAACUCCUGGUCUUUUGUUUCUCACCACCCCUCCCCGUGCAUUCCCUCCAAGACUCCACAACGGUUUACAUGAUUCAACUUCCCCUUUUCACCUUCUGUCUCUUGUGCAAACAAAUGGGAAACUACAUGCUGUGAAGUACAUGUGUAUACUUUGACAUCAUCAUCCGACAUAUCAGUAUUCAUUGGACCUAAUACUAGAAAAUGUGACGAUUUAUUUUCUUUUAAAAGGAGAAGACGCGUGUAAAAUUUACACGGCGAGCUUUAAAGGAUAAAGAGAAUUCCAGUGUUUUGGAUGUAAAAGUAGCUUUCUGCAUUGACCCAAAACAUGUAUUAGGUGGUAGAGAUGGAUUUGCUCUUGUUGGAAAGAAAAGUAGCCAUUCUCUAUGUUCUGUGCCUGUGUUUUGAUUGUUCUGCUGCUUUAUCUCUGAUGCUAAACCUGACCCUUAACCCAUCAUGCCUCCUGCUCUUAUCCUGUCUUAUCUUUACCUUUCACGCCUGCUCUUUAUCAAUAUGAAUGUAAGCAAAUUAAAGUUCAUUUAUCGUAUUGUGAGAAUAUUCUUUGUAAUCAAAUGUGAUUUGUUGCAAGGAUUCCCAAAAUAAAUCAUUUAUUCAAUUGUC